Spodoptera frugiperda (fall armyworm) is the source of this 1797-nucleotide messenger RNA. Its product is annotated as chymotrypsin-1-like. The transcript has 5 exons. Lineage: Eukaryota; Metazoa; Arthropoda; Insecta; Lepidoptera; Noctuidae. Gene Ontology annotation, molecular function: serine-type endopeptidase activity. Bases 77 to 919 code for a protein of 280 amino acids. Gene Ontology annotation, biological process: proteolysis. The record is from RefSeq and is a predicted model, not a curated record.
ACUAUUAAUUUAGAAUUACCAAUAGAUUAUUAUUUAUUUGGUCUAUCUCUCAUACGUAUUUCGGUCGUCGUGAAACAUGGACUACAAAGCCGGUCUUCUAGUGUUCAUCACCCUUCUAAUUGGCAGCUUUGCCUUUCCAACGCCCGAAAAUGACAUGUCUAUCUUCUUCGACCACACCGACGCCAACGCCCGUAUCGUCGGUGGCACCCAGGCGGCAGCUGGCAGCCACCCUCACAUGGUGGCUCUGUCCUUCGGUGCUGAAGUGAGGAGCUUCCUCUGCGGAGCAUCACUGAUCACUCAACGCACUGUCCUCACUGCUGCUCACUGCAUUGAUGUCGUCCAUGGCGAGAACGGGCUGAUUGAUUCUUUCCGUGUGUCCGUUGGAUCGACGCAAUGGAACAGUGGCACCAAAUAUGCUGUAGCCUACAACGUGACCCACCCUGACUAUGACUUGGGGACUAUCAAACAUGACAUUGGUGUCCUCAUCACUGCCACGAAUGUGGUUCUCAACAACCUGGUGCAAACGGUUCCCGUUACCUAUGAUUACAUUGGUGGAGGAGUCGAAGCCAUACUUGGAGGAUGGGGCAGAAUCAGGGCCGGCGGCCCCUUGUCCCGCGACCUGCUAGAACUGAGAACCACCACCCUUGACGGUGCUGACUGCAUGAUACGCGCGGCCCGUGCUGCUGUCGUGCUGAACAUUUGGUACGCUCCACCAGUUGAUCCUCAUGCCGAGGUCUGCGCUUUCCACUCCGCUGGAUUUGGCGCUUGCAAUGGUGACUCUGGCAGUGCUUUACGUCGUGCUUCCGAUGGCCAUCAGUUCGGCGUCGUGUCCUGGGGCUUCCCUUGCGCUCUCGGGGCUCCUGACAUGUACGUCAGGAUUAGCUCUUACCAGAUCUGGUUGAGAUCUGUCAUCGUCUAGUAUUGAAGAUGGUUAUGAAGAAUCGGUUAACUGUAGUCAUUAGUGAUGAAAAUUAUUUUGAAUAACAAGUGAAUAAGUCUUGUCUGUCUUUACAUUGAUUGUAAAUAAUAAACUUAAGGAAUUAUAAAGGUUUUUUUUAUUAAUGCAAUUAGUUUGGGAUAGUCAAGAGAAUGACGCCGGAUUAAAUGAUACCAGUGAGGUAGGAGCGUAAGCAGUUGGUAUGCAUGUACAAAUAAAUGAAAAUAAUUAAAAAACAUAUGUAUGUAAAAAUAUGAGUAAAAAAACAUCUUGAGUUUUUAAAAUUAUUUUAUGUUUCUUCUUGCAACGCCACGCUUUUUAACCCUGAAGGGGUCGGCAGAGGUGCACAUUACAGCAAGUACCCCAUACAUACUAUGUACACCCGCUUUUAACCAUUUGUGUUAUAAAUUCCAUGUAAUAGUGGGUGAGCCUCCGUGCUACUACUGAGAAAUUUUCGAAAAACCGUAAAAAGCGAAGUAAUGCUUUACCCGACUAGAAUCUGAGACCCUUUGUCCGGCAGUCGCGUCGACGAGGCAGUCAUAAUUGUGAUCUGCUAUAUAUUUUAUUAAUAAUUAUAGAUUUGUGCAUUAUCAUUAUAAGUUGGUUAUCUCUGGCCAAACCCCUUUCAGAUAGCUAUAAUAACAAUGAUCUGAUUAAUAAUCUGGAAAAGACUGGUUUUUCUAUAGUUCAAAUAGAUUAAAAUCGAGAGCCUAUACAAACAAUGCAAUAUUCAAAAGAAAGGACCUAAUAUGCUACCCUGGGGUACUCCAUACCUAUAAUUAGUUGUUAUUAUGUUUCUUUGUUAUAUUUUGAUUCGUCUGUAGUAUUAUAUGAUUUUAUUACCAUUCGAUGUAGAAUCU